This is a messenger RNA of Hyla sarda, 1395 nucleotides long. RefSeq names its product mucin-19-like. Lineage: Eukaryota; Metazoa; Chordata; Amphibia; Anura; Hylidae. The coding region runs from base 1 to 1395 and encodes 464 amino acids. The record is from RefSeq and is a predicted model, not a curated record. The transcript is spliced from 4 exons.
AUGGGUCCUGUCAUCAUGGGUCCUGUCAUCAUGGGUCUGAUUAUCACAGGUCCUAUCAUCAUGGGUCCUAUCAUCAUGGGUCUGAUUAUCACAGGUCCUAUCAUCAUGGGUCCUGUCAUCACGGGUCCUAUCAUCAUGGGUCCUCUCAUCAUGGGUCCUAUCAUCAUGGGUCCUAUCAUCAUGGGUCCUGUCAUCACGGGUCCUAUCAUCAUGGGUCCUCUAAUCAUGGGUCCUAUCAUCAUGGGUCCUAUCAUCACGGGUCCUAUAAUCAUGGGUCCUCUCAUCAUGGGUCCUCUCAUCAUGGGUCUGAUUAUCACAGGUCCUAUCAUCAUGGGUCCUAUCAUCACGGGUCCUAUAAUCAUGGGUCCUCUCAUCAUGGGUCCUAUCAUCAUGGGUCCUAUCAUCACGGGUCCUAUCAUCACGGGUCCUAUCAUCACGGGUCCAGUCAUCAUGGGUCCUGUCAUCAUGGGUCCUCUCAUCAUGGGUCCUGUCAUCAUGGGUCUGAUUAUCACAGGUCCUAUCAUCAUGGGUCCUAUCAUCAUGGGUCCUAUCAUCAUGGGUCUGAUCAUCAUGGGUCUGUUCAUCAUGGGUCCUGUCAUCAUGGGUCCUGUCAUCAUGGGUCCUGUCAUCAUGGGUCCUAUCAUCAUGGGUCCUCUCAUCAUGGGUCCUCUCAUCAUGGGUCUGAUUAUCACAGGUUCUAUCAUCAUGGGUCCUAUCAUCAUGGGUCCUGUCAUCACGGGUCCUAUCAUCAUGGGUCCUCUAAUCAUGGGUCUGAUCAUCAUGGGUCUGAUUAUCACAGGUCCUAUCAUCAUGGGUCCUAUCAUCAUGGGUCUGAUUAUCACAGGUCCUAUCAUCAUGGGUCCUGUCAUCACGGGUCCUAUCAUCAUGGGUCCUCUCAUCAUGGGUCUGAUCAUCAUGGGUCCUGUCAUCAUGGGUCUGAUUAUCACAGGUCCUAUCAUCAUGGGUCCUAUCAUCAUGGGUCCUGUCAUCACGGGUCCUAUCAUCAUGGGUCCUCUAAUCAUGGGUCUGAUCAUCAUGGGUCUGAUUAUCACAGGUCCUAUCAUCAUGGGUCCUGUCAUCACGGGUCCUAUAAUCAUGGGUCCUCUCAUCAUGGGUCCUCUCAUCAUGGGUCUGAUUAUCACAGGUCCUAUCAUCAUGGGUCCUAUCAUCACGGGUCCUGUCACCAUGGGUCCUAUCAUCAUGGGUCUGAUCAUCAUGGGUCUGAUCAUCAUGGGUCCUGUCAUCAUCAGUCCUAUUAUCAUGGGUCUGAUUAUCACAGGUCCUAUCAUCACGGGUCCUAUCAUCAUGGGUCCUGUCAUCACGGGUCCAGUUAUCACAGGUCCUAUCAUCAUGGGUCCUGUUGUUGAAAUUUAUUAUAAUGAUUCUGAUGGCUGA